Molecule: messenger RNA, 1457 nt
Organism: Mytilus trossulus (common blue mussel)
Lineage: Eukaryota; Metazoa; Mollusca; Bivalvia; Mytilida; Mytilidae
Exons: 3
Coding region: 89-1102 (337 amino acids)
Source: RefSeq, a predicted model, not a curated record
CGUAUGACAUAUUGCAAACAUUACAUCAUAGUUAAUUAAUUGAAGUGAAAUUUUCGGGAAUACUAUUACGUAUAUAUUAUCCACGACAAUGGACAGAGAACGGGUUUUUGAGGAAUUAGAAACAAAAGGAUACAGUGUUAUCCCGAAUGUUCUGUCUGAAAAUAAAUGCGAACAGUAUAUAUCAAUUUACAAGGCUUGGUUGGAUAGAUUUGGAGAUGAGAGGCCUUACUGGAAUAAAUCAUUGAUGAAACAAUAUAGGUUGUCACACUGUGAACCCACGUGGAAUAUACGGCUUGCCGCAAAACCUGUGUUUGCCUCAAUAUGGAAAACAGAUAAAUUGUUGACCAGUAUGGAUGGUAUAUCCAUUGGUGAACCCCCCGAAUUAGGAAACACUAAUUUUGGUGAUCCUGAAUCAAAUUGGUUUCACAUGGACCAGGGUAGCUGGCGAGAAGGUCUCCAUGUAUAUCAAGGAGCUGUUUACUUAGAAGAAACAACAGAAAACGAUUAUUGCUUUCGAGUUCUUGAAAAUUCCGUUCAGGUUCAUAAAGAAUUCUAUGAAAGUUUUCCAAAGGUUGUUGAAGAGACUGCGGGUAAAGAUUUUUAUUGUUUGUCAAAGGAGCAUUUUGAUUGGUAUUUAUCUAAAGGUUGUAAAAUCAAGAAAGUUCCUGUUCCGAAAGGCGGCAUUGUUUUGUGGGAUUCAAGAAUGAUCCAUGACAACAUAGCACCUUUAGCUGGUAGACCAUAUUCAGAAAGAUGGCGGUUCGUUGUUUUUGUUUGCAUGGCACCUGCGAUCUGGGCAACGGAACAGGAUAUUAAAAUGAAACAGAAAGCUUAUAACGAAAUGGUUGCUACUGCCCAUUGGCCAGCACAAGGAGUUUGGACUUUCUCUAAAACAUCAGUAAGAGAGGCUACAAAAAACUUUGCACACUUGGAAAUAAUUGAAGAACUCCCUGAAAUAGCUAAAACGAAAGAAGUCUUACAAAUGGUUGGAUUUGAAAAAUAUAACUUUGACGAUGGACAACCUAAUGAUCCAGGUUGGAAUCCAAAAUGGUCGGUAGACCCAUCUACAAGAAAAGUGAGAAGCGGUGAAUAUCUUUCUUGAAAUAAGAAUAAUGCGUAUACUAGUAAUCAUGAUAUUUGUAUAAAUAUAUAUUACCAACGGUAGAGUCGUCAAGGACAUUGUUAAAUCGUCGCCUGGAGAUUGACCUACGGCAUGGAAGCGCUUGUGACAUUAUUUUAGCGAACUGUUACUAUUUGAUGUGAAAUGUAGUAUGUGACUUAUAAAUUUUAAUAUAUGUAUAUAUAUAAAGUAGAAUAGAAGACAGUGUAUGAACUUUAGUGUAAGCCUAAGCAGUAGUUAUACAUAUUCCGGUGUGUGCUGUAAAGUUGUUCAUUAAAUCAUAUAUUGUGAUAUCGAUAAGUCAAGUAGAGAAUCAUUAAAGUUUGUCCGGAAACAA